Aspergillus lentulus is the source of this 735-nucleotide messenger RNA. Its product is annotated as SNUT3/LISCH7 family protein. The record is from RefSeq and is a predicted model, not a curated record. Gene Ontology annotation, biological process: RNA splicing. NCBI's taxonomy places the organism in Eukaryota, Fungi, Ascomycota, Eurotiomycetes, Eurotiales, Aspergillaceae. Gene Ontology annotation, cellular component: precatalytic spliceosome.
AUGGCAGAGCCCCCCGCGAAAAGAGCAAGACGGGUCGAUAGCUCGACAAUGUGGGACUUAGACGAACGGAAAACGCGCUCCCCUGAGCCGGACUCAGAUAUUGGCAGAAGCCCUCGGCGUGACGCACAUCAGAAGGACGAUCGGCGGCGUGACGGGCCCCGUGAUGACAGAAGAUAUCGUUCACGCUCAAGAGAUCGGGUUGAAAGGCGCAGAGAAAGGAGCAGGUCUCGAGAUCGGCGUGACCGGGACCGGGACCGGGACCGCGAUCGCGAUAGGACAGAUCGAGAUAGAGAUGGUCGGGGAGCAAGGGACCGAGAUAUAAGCGCGACCAGAGAAAGACAUUCCGAUCGACGAGGAUAUCGAGACAGAUACCGCGACCGCUCCCGCUCACCUAAUCGGAAUGGGAAUAGGAACAGGACUAGAACUCCGCCACCUCGAGGGCCUAAGGGAGAUCGCAGAGACGAUCGCAAAGAUAAUCGUCCGUAUGGCAAUGGUGUCCCACAUUCACCGUCACGACGAGACAAGGACGAGAUGGAGUUGGACCCCGCAGUACCGAUCGAAGAAGAUGAAAUGGAGGCGCUGAUGCGCAAGACCGUGGGUUUUACAAGGUUCAGGAGCACAAAGAAUACCAAAGUGCCUGGGAACGACGUCUACGGUGUACGGAAAGAGAAGAAGACUGUGUACAGACAGUACAUGAACCGUGUAGGCGGAUUCAACAGGCCCCUCAGUCCUUGA